GUACAUACAUGGAAUAUUGCUCCUCCUUUUAUUCCACACAAGAAAACAAACAAACAAGAACCCCCCGACCACUGUCCAUUUCUCCUCAGUUUCCUCCGGCCCCUCAUUUGGGGGUCUCUCCAUACAAGAAUUAAUCCUUAAUCCUUCUAUGUAUGUGAAGUAAAAUUAUAAAGAAUGGAGACACCCAGAGGAACAGAAGCAGUACCCAUUCCAUUUUCAGAUAAUGUUCCUCCUGCUUCUCCUAGGAUAUCACAGGCUGAUUUUCAGAAAAGGGAAUCCUCGAAUAUGAUUUCUGGUUUGGGCCCAAACAUGAAAAAGGCAGAUCUUUCCCUUCAAAUACCUCCAAGACAUGCAGGCAUUGGAGCUGGCAGAAAGUAUUCACCCCGUUCACCAGGUCCAACAGGAGGUUUUCUUCGGGCUUUAAGCUUUAAGAAGAAAGCUGCUUCAUCUGAUGGUGAGAGAAGCUCUCUCCUCAGUUCAGAUCAUAAGGUAGUUCCAGGAAGCCCUCUUUCAGCAAACUUCAUCUCCUCCAAUUGUCAAAAAUGUACCUCUCUACCUGUGACCCCUGCUUCAAAUUCAUCUCCAUCAGUUUCCACGCCUUUAUCUGCUAGGACACAUGGUGAACAACAAAGGUCACAUUCAUCGCGGAUUGGGGCAUCUCAAGCUAGUUUGUCAAGGUCCCUUUCUGUGCCUGGGAGACAUUUUGUCAUUGUUAGAUCAAUGUCCUUUGCUACCCACGAAGAGCAUUUUCCAUAUACUGGAGAUGAAAUUACUCCUGCUCCUGAGAAUGAGGAUCGGGAAAUCCCUGAAGAGGAAGCAGUUUGUAGGAUCUGUCUGGAGGCAUGUGAUGAAGGCAAUACUUUCCAGAUGGAGUGCAGCUGCAAAGGUGACCUAAGACUUGUUCACGAGGAAUGUGCAAUCAAGUGGUUUAGCAUGAAAGGGAACAAAAUUUGUGAUGUUUGUCGACAGGAAGUUUCUAAUUUACCUGUGACUUUGCUGAGGAUUCCCAAUGCUAGUCAACAAGAUAACAGACCGGAGCACAACAAUUCUGGAAGAAUAAGUGCUUGGCAGGACUUUGUGGUGCUUGUUUUAAUCAGCACAGUAUGCUAUUUCUUCUUCCUUGAGCAGUUAUUGGUCCAUGAUAUGAAAACUCAGGCGUUUGUGAUUGCUGCACCAUUUGCAUUUACACUCGGUCUUUUGGCAUCCAUUUUCGCUGUCAUCCUAGCUAUUAAAGAGUACAUAUGGACGUAUGCCGCUUUAGAGUUUGCUCUUGUUGCUAUUACUCUACACAUUUUAUACUCUAUGCUUCAAUUGCAAGCAGUCUAUUCUAUAAUGGUAGCAUCAGUUUUGGGCUUUGGUGCUUCUAUGAGUCUCAAUGCAAUGUACAUCCGGUGCUAUUCUUGGCGAGUCCAAAUUGCAGAAAAUUCUAUCCCUGCGUGACAUGAGUAUAACAGAGAAAUGAUCAAGUUGUGUAGGAGAUAUUAAAUAUGCUUUUCCUUGUAUUAUUUUAUCUUCUAUUCCCAACGAUCUUAUGUGAUGAUGCGGUUGAUACCUCAAGAAAUCUGGGCUCUGGCAGAUAAAUGUGUAUACCGACAUAGAUACGGAAGCUAUAGGUGACCUCUAAUUAUGUCUACUGCUAGAGAAUAUAGUAGCUCAAUUUAAGGCUGGGGCAUGGCCAUUACCAAAUUCUGAUACACUGGUUUUGUGCCCUUGUUGAUCUGAUAAGGUGUUGCAUUCCGUUAUUGUUUUAUUA
Solanum dulcamara is the source of this 1753-nucleotide messenger RNA. RefSeq lists its product as uncharacterized. Gene Ontology annotation, molecular function: zinc ion binding. The record is from RefSeq and is a predicted model, not a curated record. Lineage: Eukaryota; Viridiplantae; Streptophyta; Magnoliopsida; Solanales; Solanaceae. The coding region runs from base 175 to 1440 and encodes 421 amino acids. The transcript is spliced from 9 exons.